CUUCUUCGGGGCGGAGGCCGGGACGGAGGAGGACACCAGCGGGGCCUCUUCUUCGUGAGCCUGGCCCAGUCUCCCUGCUCCCUCUGCCCAGGCCUCUUCCUCUUCCUCUGCUCUCCUUCUCGGCCAUGAUGUACGGGCUCCAGCAACAGGUGCAGCCUCCCUCGCUGCCUCCCUCGCAGGGCUGCCUGAGGCCCCAGCCGCCCUGCUACUCUCCCCCUCAGGCGCCCGCUUACCUUCCUCCUCCUCCGCCGCCUCCCUCCUCCUUCCAGCCCUGCGGACCCCCCACUGCCCCCCGGCCUCUGCCCCCGCAGCCGCCCGUCGUCUCGGCCAGCAGGCCCUACUACGAGACCCCGCAGCAGCAUUCCUGCCCCGGACCGGCCCCAGCCCCGGCCUCUCUGCCCCGGAGCCACCAGCGCCGCCCGGAGCCCCUGCCGCCGCUGCCCUGCGCCCCGACGGAGCCCUUCCCGCUCCAGGGCCAGGAGCCCUCCGGGGGCAGCGUGGUCUACGAGAGGGUCCGCACCUACAGCUCCCCCGGAGCAGGCAAGAACUGGCUCCCCGUGGCCCCCAAUGGCUCCCUGCCCAGGGCCCCCUCGCCCUUCGAGGCCACCCCCGGACACCAGGGACUCCUCUGGAGCACCGAGCCCCCCACCCCCAGACAGGAAGUUGCAUCUCCAUCCUUGAAAUUGGCACCUUAUUCCCAGGGCACUGUCCGGAGGAUUAUAUUGGAGAAUCCUGAACAGGAGCCACUCUCUCCGCUUCUGAGGGGAGGAAAUAAUGUGAUAUACGAAAAGACAAUAAGAAAAUAUGAGCUGCUAAAUCCUGAUCAGGAGAAGCAAUACCAAUAUGCUCUCCAGCACACACAGUCUGACCAGUCCCAAAUCAGUCAACCGGUGGAACACGUCCAAGUGGUCCAGCAUUGCCAGCAGCCCCAGACAAGCAAUUGCUAUGACAUCGGUCCAGUCAGUGUCAAUGAUGUUGGAAGAGGAACUGUAAAGAAAGUCACCAUCCAGCCUUGUGAACCAGUGACAUGUGUUCAGGAGCAAAACGACCAGCUGGAUUCCCGGUACUUUGGCGAGCUUCUUGCAGAGCUGCACCACAAGAGCAAUGAACUGCACAACUUUUUACUCCAGCAUGUUGAAAAACUAGGAGGAAGGACAUAUGAAAUUGACUUGCUCAGUCAAGCAGAAGAUAUUGAGAGUUUGAUCCCCAAAGGGGUUUCAGAAUCAACCAAGCAGCAGAUCCGUUACCUGCUGGAGAUGAGAGUAACAGCUGAUAAGUCGAUGAGGCUUGUGCUUGCUACAUUCAACAACCUUCGAGAGGAACUGGUCCAUCUUCAGGAUGACUUAGGGAGACUAGAAAUGGACAAGUCAUUGCUUGAGAAAGAUCUGGCUUUUAAAGAAUCUCAAGUAAAAGAAUAUGAAACACUUUUGGCAUCUGUGCGAGAGAAUAAUCGCCAACAACAGCAAGCCCUUAGAGAAUAUACUUUGAAAUGCCGUUCCCUAGAAGAGCAGCUUCUGUCUAUCCGGCACAAUGACGGAGAGCGGGAGUUCCGGCUGAAGGACCUUGAGUACAACAAACGGACUUUGGAGCAAGAAAUCCAGAAUCUGAAACUCCAGGCUUCUUCUAAUCCUUUGGGUCAGACCACCACCGAUGAACUCUCCAGCCGCUAUGUGGAGAUGAUCAACCAACUCAGAGAGGAUAAAGACAGAGAGAUACGCAAUCUGAGGUCCCAGUUAAGCGAUUUCCAGAGGGAUUUCUCAAGGAAGCAAGGGACUGACCUCGAUCUUCAGAUGAGACUGCAAGAAUUGACUUUAAGGCUGGAAGAGAGAGAGGCUUGCAUUAAGCAGCAAGAAGAGGAACUCUUCAGAUUGAGGCAAGACAAACUAGCAGUCAGUCCAUCCCAAGGAGUAACAAAGACAAUCAUCACUAAAAAGUACAGGAAUCAAUAUCCCAUCCUUGGCCUCUUGUCUGAUGACUACAAAGUUACGUCACCCGUCAAGGAAUCUCAAACGAUUGUUAUUGAAAAAACUGGGGAAAUGUGGAAGCAGGAAUCCUUUACUUCCGAUUAAAGAACUGCUUGCUUCUUUCAGGAAUGAACAAGUCCCCUGGACAAGUCACAGCUGACCAAGAGGAAUCCGCGUACAAAUGGACAUUACAUUAUUUUUCUAAUUGUGACCCUCACAUUAGUUCUUCAGGCCUGAAACAUAAGAACAGCCAAGCUUGGGAAAAAGAAUUAUAGACACACUUCAGUAGGCUUGCUCAACCUGUGAGAGGUUGCUAGGGUUUCCACAGGAGUUUGGGGAAAACUUUAUUUUAGCUGUAAAUACAAUGUUUAUGCAGAUGUUCCUUGAUAUUUGAAAAUUAUUUCAAGGAUUCCUCCAGGGUAAACAGGUUGAGAAAGGCUGCAGCACAGGAUGUAAUCGUUUUAGGGGGGGUGGGAUGGUGGAAUGGCUAAGUCCUAACCUCGAUUGUUCAAAUUAAUGAAUUUCAGACAUUCUACCUUCAGUCUUAACCAGGUCAGCGGACAAAUUAUGGUGUAUUUUGAAAAGUAUGUCCUAUAGGGUGCAGAGCACUGAUUGUUUUGUUCACUGCAUUAGUCCAGUGUGUUAUAGGAACAAAGAAGGUGACAUAGAAUUUACCAACUACAUUGCAUUGCUGCUUGCUGUAAGGAAAUUGUAGUGGUAGGAAAGUUGUCCAUUGUUACUGAUCUUCUUAUGAGAGAAAAUCUGGUGCAGUAAACCAUAUUUAUUUGCAGAGCUGGCUUUAUUUUUAGGCAAUGAAACAGCUACCUUGGGUAUGAGAUACAGAGUGGCAGCAAGGGGUAGGAAGGCCUCUUGACUGUAUUCUUGCAUGACAGGGGUUUGGACUAGACCCCUGUGGUCUUUUCCAACUCUAUGAGUCUAGGAUCUGUGCAUUUGUGGCUUCUCAUCUGCCUACUAAACUAGCUUGCCACUGUCUCAUGUGGUGGAGGCUGUCCUGUCACCACGGUUGAUUUAAGACUCAGUUGCCUGUCCACUUGUCAUCAGCACAUGGAAUGAGGUUGCCAUCCUGCCCUUUGCUUCAGAUAGCCAGACAUCUUGGUUUAGCUAUAAAUCUUGUCUGUUUGAUAAACACAUUUACCCCAAAGUCUCCCUAACAAUCCCAUAGGUUGGCAAACUAGACCUCCCACCCAUCCCUCUGCAGUUCUGGAAACUAACAUUUUAGCCAAAGUACACAGUUUCCCUCUUUUAACUAUAGGAAAGGUAUUUUUUUCAUGGUAGAGGUUGUGCUUGGUCAGAGUAUAAAUAGGUACUGCACCUGAUCAUUUUAAAGGCAUUUUUGGAAGCGAGGUGGAAAUUGUGUGACCACCCACACAGUCUUUAAUAUCUUUUCCACUCUGCGAUUCACAUCGCAAUGAGUGAGGCCAUUAAAGUUCCUGCCACAUUCCCUCCAACAUUCCUCCAACUCACUUAACUUGGAAAAUAGAAAAUAGCUGGGGGGAAAUCCUGGGAAGAGGGAUCUCUGGCAUAUGUCAACUACACAAUUAAACAUCACAAUUUUCACCCAAUGAGACUAUGGUCUGGACUGUGGUCACUGUAAACAAAAUGUCAUGUUCGGUGAAGAGACAGAGGUGCUGUAAAGUUAACUAUGCAGCCUUGCCAUAAGGUCAUUAAGCAGAAAAUGCGGAGCUGAAACAUCACUUUUACAAACUAUGAUAGAUGAACAAACAGAGAUGGGGAGAGGUGACUGGUAGAUUAACAAAAGUGUGCAUUGGGUCUGUUCAUUGGUGGUGGCUGUAAUAUUCUAAGUUAGCUUAUCUCUGGACGAAAUAUCUUGAACUAUUACUGAAUUUUUAUUAGUGGUGAUUGUUAGAGGGUGUUCUACUAUGCUUUGAUGUUAUCCUUUCUUGUAUCAUACCGUAUUUUCCGGCGUAUAAGACAACUGACGACCCCCAACUUUUCUGCUUAAAAUAUUGAAUUUGGAGUAUACUCGCUGUAUAAGACUACCCCUCUUCCAACACACACCAAAUAAAUUUUUUUAAAAAAAUCAGAUUUGAUUUCAAUAUGGUAAUUUUAAUUCAGAUGCUUAUGACAUGCAGGUACUUAGAAGGAAAACUUGUUGUAUACAAAGCCUGCUUGGAUUGAUCAGCUCUCCCUGUCUGCCCAGCCCUCCGUCUCCAAGACUAUCAGAGCGGUAGUGCAAACACUGAUCUUUUUUCCAUACCCCUGGCAUCCUGAACGCCUGCAGCUUGUUCCACCCUUCACUUACACCUUCCCGGUGAGGUGCCCCCUCACCUUGUCAUCAGAACCGCGUUGUCACUUCUUUCCACAAAUCCUGAUGAGUGGAUUUUCUUCUGCCGUACUUGUACAGCGCUGCCCUUGCUGCUUUCAUAUGGGUGACCGCAGAUUCUCCAGUCCGGCUCAGAAGUUUCAGCAUCUGCCCUAAAAGACGACACCCAGCAUAUAAGACUCCCGACUUCUGAGAAGAUUUUCCUAGGGUAAAAAGUAGUCUUAUAUGCCAGAAAAUACAGUACUUUAUUAUUAUUUUUAAGUGAUAAAUAGAUUUAACAAUUAACCAAACCAAACAAAACAAAACAAAAAACUGGAAUUCUGAUGGUCCUUUUUGCACACUGUACUUCAUAUCUUCAAUGUGAAUCACUUGAUUCUCCAUUAGCGUUGAUGACGCAAGUGUAUAAAUUGGACAUUCACCGCUCUGUUCACCUGCUGUUUGAUUUGAUGUGCUCUAUUGUUGACUUUGAGUUGUUUCUGUCUGGAAGGUGCAGUGUGGCUGGUGUAUCUUGCUUGGAGUGGGGGUGCUUCUCCCACUUCUGUGGAGUGCCAAGGCAAAAAAGAAGAUUCAUCCUUUCGAUAGUGUAGUUUUUUCCCUGUCAAUAUUCAUGGUGGGCGCAGUUAUUACAGGAAAUUUAAUUUCCUCCUUUUUUUUCUUCUGCUUUGUUGGUAACGCUGAUGUAAGCUUUGGCAAAAAAGAAUUCUCCAUUUGCUCUUUGUCUGUUGACUUUGGCACUUCUGGGGCCUCGUCUUGCUCUUCAAUCGGUGUGCUGUUCUCUGAAGGCUGCUCCUGCCUCAUGGCGUCCCAGGGACCCCUGCAGUCAAGGCCCUCCCUGGGGCCGUCUUGUAUCAUAAUAAUAAUAAUAAUAAUUUUUAUUUAUAUAUAUCCCGCCUCUCCCUGCAGAUCGAGGCGGAAGAACAACACAAAUAUAAAAUUACAAGUAGUUAAAAUACAUUCUCAUUAUGCAAAACACAAAAAACAAACAAAAAACCCUUAAAAACAGUAAAAAACCUGUACAUGUGCAAUAUCAUAUCCAAUUCCUCAUCGAUGUUCCAAGUAGAGUAUCAUCUUACGCUGUUAUAGCAGGUCUGGGGGAUAGGCUCGCCGGAAGAGAUCCGUCUUAAUUGCCUUCUUAAAGGCAUCUAAGGUGGUAUAAGACGGAUCCUCCUCCGGCAAUCCAUACUUUAGAAUGUUCUUUUCUAAUUCAGGCCUCCAGAGUGAAAACAUUCUAAGUUGUACCCAAUAAAGCUGUUUUGUGAACCAACAAAAAAA
Molecule: messenger RNA, 5541 nt
Organism: Sceloporus undulatus (fence lizard)
Lineage: Eukaryota; Metazoa; Chordata; Lepidosauria; Squamata; Phrynosomatidae
Gene: POF1B
Product: POF1B actin binding protein
Exons: 15
Coding region: 126-2069 (647 amino acids)
Biological process (GO): bicellular tight junction assembly; actin filament organization; epithelial cell morphogenesis
Cellular component (GO): adherens junction; actin filament; bicellular tight junction
Molecular function (GO): actin filament binding
Source: RefSeq, a predicted model, not a curated record